Molecule: messenger RNA, 1627 nt
Organism: Heterobasidion irregulare TC 32-1
Lineage: Eukaryota; Fungi; Basidiomycota; Agaricomycetes; Russulales; Bondarzewiaceae
Product: Metallo peptidase M48
Exons: 7
Coding region: 100-1509 (469 amino acids)
Biological process (GO): CAAX-box protein processing
Cellular component (GO): endoplasmic reticulum membrane
Molecular function (GO): metalloendopeptidase activity
Source: RefSeq, a predicted model, not a curated record
CACGGUUUCUUGUCCCGCCUCCGUCGUCCUCGUCUCUCUGACAUAUCGAGCACUCAUAGACAUCAAAACCUAACGAUUUUGAGACUCUAGGGCACAGGAAUGGAAUUUCUUCACGCGCAGCUUGCGACGCUGCAGCGUCAUUUGGCAUUUGUAGCAGUUGAUCCUAUCGACUGGAAGUUCUAUGUACAAUUAUCGAGUUGGGGCAUUUGUCUGUUCGAAUCAUACCUUCUCUUGCGCCAAUACCCUUUAUAUUCAAAGCUUUCGCCACCAGCACUCCUCGCUAAUCAUUUCAAGCCUGGGGUCUUCGAGAAAUCUCAAGAAUAUGGAAAGGAUAAAGCAAAGUUCUCUCUCAUCGCUGGUCUGUAUAGGCAAAUACUGGAUACUGUUCAGAUCCAAUCCGCGUUGUAUUAUCCCUGGGCGUGGAGUUUCGCUGGGCAGGCUAUACAAAAGUUUGGAUACGGGCCUGAAUACCAGAUUUCCCAAUCCAUCGUCUUCGUGGUUGUUUUGACCUUGACGUCGAUGAUUCCUACUCUGCCAUUGGGGCUUUACCAAACGUUCGUCCUCGAAGAAAAACACGGCUUCAACAAGACCACUCCGGGUUUGUACGUCGCCGAUAUGCUCAAAGGUUGGGCAAUCGGAUUCGUCCUCGGUGCACCCUUGCUGGCCGCAUUUCUAUACGUCUUCGAGUGGGCUGGCGACCGAUUCGUUCCUUGGCUCAUGGCACUUCUGCUCGGCUUCCAACUUCUCAUGGUCAUCAUCUACCCGACUGUUAUCCAGCCUCUCUUCAACAAGCUCUCUCCGCUUGCUGAAGGCGACCUCCGUAACCGCAUUGAGGGCCUCGCGAGCAAGCUGAAGUUCCCUCUCAAGCACCUCUACGAAAUCGACGGCUCGAAGCGUAGUUCGCAUAGCAAUGCAUACUUUUUCGGUCUACCUUGGAGUAAGCACAUCGUCAUUUUCGACACCCUCAUCAAACAGUCCAAGGCUGAGGAGGUAGAAGCUGUCCUCGCACAUGAACUUGGCCAUUGGUUCUACUAUCACCCUACAAAGCUCCUCCUGAUCUCUCAAAUCCACAUCUUCUCCAUCCUCGCUCUAUUCCCCGCCUUCCUCCAUGCGCCACCUCUCCUCCGCUCGUUCGGUUUCCCAGCCGACGUUGCCGCCAACCCGCCCCCGAUCAUCGCCUUCCUCCUUUUCCAGAUGGUCCUCACCCCGCUCGAGGCGGUCGUCAGCAUGGCUCUCAACGCCGUCUCCCGGCGGUUCGAAUACCAGGCCGACCGCUUCGCAUGCGAGCUCCGCACGCAGCUCAAAUCAGACGACAUGGCGGACAUGGGCGCGCGCCUCGGCCGCGCGCUGAUCGCGCUGCAUGUGGAAAACCUAUCGACUGUCUGGGUCGACUGGCUGUACUCGGCGUACCACCACUCGCAUCCGACGCUGACAGAGCGCUUGAAGGCCCUGGAGGUGUUUGGAGGGGCGAUCGUCAGCGAUGAGGCCGAGAAGAAGCAGGAGCUGUGAUUCGCUCACGGUGCCCUCGCAAGAUGGAAUGAUGGAGGUGUGCGUAGUUGACAGCAUUAAAGAGAUAUCUUGUAUCGCAAGUGGGCCGCUAUCGCAUCAAAGCCGCAUUUGGACGAUC